Molecule: messenger RNA, 5794 nt
Organism: Nymphaea colorata (pocket water lily)
Lineage: Eukaryota; Viridiplantae; Streptophyta; Magnoliopsida; Nymphaeales; Nymphaeaceae
Exons: 10
Coding region: 451-5439 (1662 amino acids)
Molecular function (GO): protein binding
Source: RefSeq, a predicted model, not a curated record
CUGUCUCCAGUGCAAAAACAACAUCAGUAUCAGGAGAGUCCCCUCUCGCCGUCUCACCACCCAAACACAAAUUCAAAAGCCUAAAAUUUCGACCAACGCCAAAACAAGACUCAAACGCUCCACUCCUUUUGUAUGCUGUAAACUCUAUCAUGCAUCUGUCUCUCUCCUGCACGCUGCUUGGAAUCUUCAUUCAGAGGGGUGGCCGGUAGCCUCUUUAUCUCUCCCUGUAACAAACCUUUUUCAGUUUUUCUCCAUUCCCCUCGAUCAAUCCCUUCUUUCUGUAGGGUUACUGGUACUUUUCUCAUUCGGUCAUCCUUUAAUCUUCGUUCCAUCACAUCAUUUCACAGUAAGAAUCGCAAAAGGGCAGCGGGAUAGGAAGAGUAUGAACCUUUUGCUGUUGGCCAUCAGUCAAAUAGAAACGGAAAGAUAGGGAGAGGGAGAGGAAGAGAGAUGAAGGAAGUGGUGCAUAAGUUGGGAUUCAAGGAAGCCGCUGAGGAAGCGAUUUCUUCAUGUCUUGGGAUUUCUGAGCAGCUGGGCUCCGUCAGGGGCGAGAAAUCGGUGGCGAGGGGAGGGGAUAAUACAGAGGAGCCGAGGGAGGAGGACCAAGUAUCGGUGGUGGUGGAGAAGCGGGGUAAACAUGCCGCCGGGUGCCGCUGGACGAUCGGUCAGUUCACGAAAAGGAAGGCAAGGACGCUAUGGAGCCGGUAUUUCGAGGUGGGCGACUACGAUUGCCGAUUGCUUGUCUAUCCGAAAGGUGAUUCUCAGGCGCUUCCGGGUUAUUUCUCCAUUUAUUUGCAGAUUACAGAUCCCCGGGGAUCUCCUUCGUCGAAAUGGGAUUGUUUUGCUAGCUAUAAGUUGUCCAUUGUUAAUCAACAAGACGAGUCCAAGUCAAUCCAAAGGGAUUCUUGGCAUAGGUUCUCAAGCAAGAAGAAAUCUCAUGGGUGGUGUGAUUUUACUCCGUCUUCCACGAUCUUGGACCCGAAAUCGGGGCUUCUUUUGAACGAUUCGAUCGCCAUUGCUGCGGAUAUAUUGAUAUUGAACGAGACGGUAACUUUUUCACGGGAUACUGAUAUCCAGGGAGCGGCUGCCCCUGUUCCUGAUGUUCUUAAUGGAAAAUUCACUUGGAAGGUGCAGAAUUUCACUCUCUUUAAGGAGAUGAUCAAGACCCAGAAAAUUAUGAGUCCGGUUUUCCCUGCUGGAGAGUGUAAUCUACGAAUUAGCGUCUAUCAAUCACUGGUGAAUGGGAUUGAGUAUCUUUCAAUGUGCUUGGAGAGUAAGGAUACAGAGAAAUCAGUUUCUCAGGAAAGGAGUUGUUGGUGCCUUUUCAGGAUGUCCGUAUUCAACCAGAAAGCUGGUCUCAACCAUAUGCACCGAGACUCUUAUGGUCGAUUUGCAGCGGAUAACAAGAGUGGGGAUAACACUAGCCUUGGAUGGAAUGAUUAUAUGAAAAUGUCAGAAUUUCUCUCUCAAGACAUGGGUUACCUUGUGGAUGAUACUGCAAUCUUUAGUGCAUCUUUUCAUGUGAUCAAAGAAUCAAACAGUUUCUCAAAGAACGCGGUGCAGCUAAGUGGUCGUGGAAAUGCCAGAAAAUCUGAUGGGCACCUGGGAAAGUUUACCUGGAGAAUAGAAAAUUUCACGAGAUUGAAGGAUCUUCUCAAGAAGAGGAAAAUAACGGGACUUUGUGUGAAGAGCAAGAGAUUCCAGAUUGGAAAUCGUGAUUGUCGUCUGAUUGUCUAUCCAAGAGGGCAGUCCCAACCGCCAUGUCACCUUUCAGUAUUCUUAGAAGUUACAGACUCUCGUAAUACUUCUAAUGACUGGAGUUGCUUUGUAAGCCAUCGUUUAUCAGUUGUUAAUCAGAAAGCAGAAGAGAAAUCUGUUACUAAAGAGUCUCAAAAUCGUUACUCUAAGGCCGCCAAGGACUGGGGAUGGCGUGAAUUUAUAACCCUCACUAGCCUCUUUGAUCAAGAUUCAGGAUUUCUUGUGCAGGAUACUGUUGUCUUCUCUGCUGAAGUUCUUAUCCUGAAAGAAACUUCCAUUAUGCAAGAGUUCCUUCAGCAGGAAAAUGACUCAAACAAUGAAGGACUACAACCUGAGGCAGUUAGAAGAAAAGGAACUUUCACAUGGAAAGUGGAGAACUUCUUGUCGUUCAAGGAAAUCAUGGAGAACAGGAAGAUAUUCAGCAAGUUUUUUCAAGCCGGUGGAUGUGAGCUGCGGAUAGGUGUUUAUGAAUCAUUUGAUACAAUAUGCAUAUACCUAGAAAGCGAUCAGUCUGGAACAAAUGAUUUGGAUAAGAAUUUCUGGGUCAGAUACCGGAUGGCUGUGAUGAAUCAGAAGAAACCAUCAAAAACAGUUUGGAAGGAGUCCUCUAUCUGUACAAAAACAUGGAAUAAUUCUGUGCUUCAAUUCAUGAAGGUCUCUGAUAUGCUUGAAGCUGAUUCAGGGUUUCUUGUGCGUGACACUGUGGUCUUUAUAUGUGAAAUUUUGGAUUGCUGCCCAUGGUUUGAGUUUGCAGAUUUGGAGGUUUUGGCUUCUGACGAUGACCAAGAUGCCUUAUCGACUGAUCCUGACGAACUUAUUGACUCAGAAGAUAGUGAGGGAAUAAGUGGUGAUGAAGAAGACAUCUUCCGGAAUCUGCUUGCAAGAGCAGGUUUCCAUCUUAGUUAUGGAGAUAAUCCUUCGCAGCCUCAGGUCACGUUGAGAGAGAAACUUCUCAUGGAUGCUGGUGCCAUAGCUGGUUUUCUCACUGGGCUUCGUGUUUACCUUGAUGACCCAGCAAAAGUGAAGCGUCUAUUUCUUCCUACCAAGCUAUCUGGUAAUAGUGGUGGUGGAAAGAAAGAUUCUGCUAAAAAUGAUGCAAGUUCACCUAGCCUGAUGAAUUUGUUGAUGGGGGUUAAAGUCCUGCAGCAAGCAAUUAUUGACUUACUCUUAGAUAUCAUGGUUGAAUGUUGUCAGCCUUCGGAAGAAAGAAAAGGUGACAAUUAUUCCGACGGGGGGUCGACGUCAGUUACGGAUAGCAUAUCAGCCACUUGUUUUGUCGAGCCUAAUGUACUAAAUGGGGUACGAGAAUCUAUGCAUUGUCCUGUUGAGCAGCGCCUGGAUUCUGGAUUAGGUGAUAUGGUUGAUGGGGAAGCUGUGCAGAGCUCUGACAUGAAAAGAACAGAUUUUGGUGGAACUCUUUCUGGUCUGGCUAUAUCACCUCCAGAAACAUCUGUGGAUGAUGCUUUAGCUGAUGACAUAUCAAACAGAAACACAAAGACAAAGUGGCCAGAGCAAUCUGAAGAGCUGUUGGGAUUGAUUGUGAAUUCAUUAAGGGCUCUAGAGGGUGCUGUUCCUCAAGGUUGCCCGGAGCCUAGACGAAGGCCACAAUCUGCUCAAAAAAUUGCCCUAGUGCUUAAUAAGGCACCAAAACAUCUCCAGCCAGACUUAGUUGCACUGGUGCCUAAGUUGGUUGAUCAUUCAGAGCAUCCACUUGCUGCUUGUGCCCUGUUGGACCGCAUUCAGAAACCAGAUGCUGAGCCUGCACUUCGGCUGCCUGUCCUGAGGGCCGUUAGCCAGCUGGAGUUUGGGUCUGAAUUGUGGGAAAGGGUGCUAUUUCAAGCAUUUGAAUUGUUACCAGAUUCAAAUGAUGAGCCACUUGCAACAGCUAUUGAAUUUGUGUUUAAAGCUGCAUCUCAAUGCGAAAGGCUUCCUGAAGCAGUCAGAGCAGUUCGUGUAAGAUUGAAAACUUUAGCUGCUGAGGUGUCACCUUGUGUAUUGGAUGUCAUGCGAAAGACUAUGGUUGCUUGGCCAGAUAUAGCUGUAGCCAUGCUGAAGGAUAUUGAUUCUGACCCCAUUCUGAUUGAUAGUAGGAUAUCAGAGCCACAUGGAAUUUUUGGAUGUGGUCAACAGGGGCUUAUGCCUCAGCAGUUUCACAUUGCUGAAGAGCAGGUUGCUGCUGCAUGCUGUCAAAUGACUGAUGUUUUUAUUCUGUUGGAAAUGCUGUCUGUGCCUACCCUUGCUAUGGAAGCAUCACAUGUUUUUGAGAAAGCAGUUGCACAGGGGGCGAUUGGAGAGCAGGCAAUGGUUUUGGUUAUGGAAGGACGGCAUUCUCAGAGGUUAAUAGCGAAUUCCCAGCCAAUGGUCAACUCUCAGGAUAAAGAUAUGCCAAUAACUGCUAAAAGUAACCAAUUAUUUCCCGAAGAAAAUGAUGAUUUUGCCCGAAUUCUGAGUCUAGCUGAACUUUUGACAUUCUCCAGAAAUUCUCGAGUACAAGAAUUUGUAAGAGUGCUCUAUGCAAUUAUGUUUAAAAUAUAUGAUGAUGAGGUUUGCCGUGGGAAGAUGCUGAAAGGACUUAUUGAGCGUGCCACAAGUGGUGCAGAUAAUUGUCGUGAAGCAGAUUUGGACCUUGAAAUUCUGGUAUUCCUUGUCCACGAGGAAGGAAUUGCAAGACCUGUUCUAACCAUGAUGCGUGAAGCAGCAGAACUUGCAAAUGUUGAUCGUGCAGCAUUGUGGCAUCAGUUAUGUGCAACCGAAGAGGAAAGCAUCCGGACACGUGAAGCAUUACAGGUGGAGAUUUCUGAACUUGUUAAAGAGAAGGAUAUCCUAUCCCAAAGCUUAAGUGAAUCAGAGGCUGCAAACCAUCGUAUCAAGAUUGAGAUGAAAAGUGAAAUGGAUCGCAUUGCUCGAGAUAGGAAGGAAAUGUUUGAGAAAAUUCAGGAAGCGCAAAACCAACUUGAAUGGAUCCGUUCAGAACGAGAAGAAGAAACUGCAAAACUUUCUGCUGAUAAGAAGAACCUCCAAGAGCGUCUUCAUGAUGCAGAGGCACAAAUUUUACAGUUGAAGGCUCGUAAAAGGGAUGAGAUAAAGAGAGUAGUGAAGGAAAAGAAUGCACUGGCGGAAAGGCUGAAAAAUGCAGAAGCUGCAAGAAAAAGUUUUGAUGAAGAGUUGAAACGCUUUGCUACAGAAACUGUCACACGAGAGGAAAUAAGGCAGUCACUUGAAGAUGAAGUCCGGAGAUUGACACAAACUGUUGGACAAACUGAAGGUGAAAAGAGAGAGAAGGAGGAACAGAUUGCUAGAUGUGAAGCUUACAUUGAUGGAAUGGAAUCAAAACUGAAUGCUUGCCAGCAAUACAUCCAUACUCUUGAAGCAUCACUGCAGGAAGAGCUGUCCCGGCAUGCUCCUCUCUACGGGGUAGGCUUAGAAACUCUUUCAAUGCAAGAGCUAGAGACACUGACACGCAUCCAUGAGGAAGGACUUCGGCAUAUACUUGCAGUCCAACAGCGGAAGGGAAGCAGCAAUCCUCUAGUGGGGAGCCACUCCCUACCUCCUCCCCUGGGUUUAUAUGUAACUUCCCCGCCAAUGGCCGUCGGAGUGCCACCUUCAGUUCUACCAAGCGGAGGUGGCAUCCACGGUCCUGUAAAUGAUGGCACAGGCAACCCCUGGUUUUCCUCUACCUAGGCAGCAGAGCUAUGUAAGUGGCAGCUUUUUCUCAUUCCAGGGUCUCCGUUUUGCCAGAAGCUCUCAUUCCUAUGAUUCAAUGUGAUGGGGUUAGUGAUAUCUGGUAGAAAUGCUGUUUCCAGCUUUGAUCGCCAUGCAGGUGAAGGCUGUCAAAUAAAUAAAAGAAGAGAAUUAUACAAACGAUUGAAAGAUGGGAAAGUUCAAUGCUGUUUUGCAGUUCAACUAACCGAGCACGAUGUAUAUUCUUCCAUAAUUGCCAUUCCUUAUUAUUUUUCAUCAUCAAUUGUCCACUGUUCCUAAGGUGCAUGGAGGUUCAGAUGUUUUGAAAUGAUCAUGUUAGCUGUUUUCAUCUUUA